AGACCUGGUGAAGAAUCAAUUAAAAACUCUGACACACGAACUGGAGCCUGAAGACCUGUUUCACAGGUUUACCCAGAAGAAAAUAAUCCUGUAACAUUAGCGCUUGGAAGCCGAUGGAGUCAAGACUUCUGAGACACGUCCCGGGGUUUGCAGGACAGACCGGCGCUUUUCUGAAGUGCUAGUUAAAGGAUUACAGCUUCCCAGUAAGCACCAGUAAGCAUCGGGCCAACGGCAGCAUGGUGGAGCAAGAGGGGUUACCACCACGUGGGCCACCCGAGGACAACCGUUACUCCGCGGCCGUUAUGACCUCCCGGUUACGUGCGUUGGGUGGAAGAAUUAAUAAUACACGAACCUCCGAAUUGCCCAAAGAGAAAACUCGAUCCGAGGUCAUCUGCAGCAUACGCUUUUUAGAUGGCUUGGUACAGACCUUUAAAGUUAAUAAACAAGAUUUGGGCCAGUCGCUUCUGGAUAUGGCCUAUGGCCACCUGGGUGUGACGGAGAAGGAAUACUUUGGCUUGCAACAUGGCGACGAUCCAGUGGACUCUCCUAGAUGGCUUGAGGCAAGCAAACCCCUCAGGAAGCAGCUGAAAGGAGGUUUCCCCUGUACCCUGCAUUUUCGAGUAAGAUAUUUUAUACCUGAUCCCAACACACUGCAGCAGGAACAAACCAGGCAUUUGUAUUUCUUACAACUGAAGAUGGAUGUUUGUGAAGGAAGGUUAACCUGCCCUCUCAACUCUGCGGUGGUUCUAGCAUCCUAUGCAGUCCAAUCUCAUUUUGGAGACUUUAAUUCGUCCAUACAUCAUCCAGGCUAUCUUGCUGACAGCCAGUUCAUACCAGAUCAAAAUGAUGACUUUUUAAGCAAGGUGGAGUCACUCCAUGAACAGCACAGUGGGCUAAAGCAGUCAGAAGCCGAAUCUUGCUACAUCAACAUAGCUCGAACCCUUGACUUCUACGGCGUGGAGCUUCAUGGAGGCAGAGAUCUGCACAAUUUAGAUCUAAUGAUUGGAAUUGCGUCUGCAGGCAUUGCAGUCUACCGAAAAUACAUUUGCACAAGUUUCUACCCUUGGGUGAACAUACUCAAAAUUUCUUUCAAAAGGAAAAAGUUCUUCAUACACCAGCGGCAAAAACAGGCUGAAUCCAGGGAACAUAUAGUGGCCUUCAACAUGCUGAAUUACCGAUCUUGCAAAAACUUGUGGAAAUCCUGCGUUGAACACCAUUCGUUCUUUCAGGCAAAAAAGUUACUACCUCAGGAAAAGAAUGUUCUGUCUCAGUACUGGACUCUAGGCUCCAGGAACCCCAAAAAGUCUAUAAAUAACCAAUAUUGCAAAAAGGUGAUUGGAGGGAUGGUAUGGAACCCAGCCAUGAGGAGGUCCUUAUCGGUGGAACGCCUAGAAACCAAGAGUCUGCCUUCCCGGUCCCCUCCCAUCACUCCCAACUGGCGAAGUCCACGGCUCCGGCAUGAAAUCCGCAAGCCCCGCCAUUCCUCUGUGGACAACCUGGCCAAUGAGAUGACCUACAUCACAGAGACCGAGGAUGUGUUCUAUACCUACAAGGGAUCCCUAUCCCCCAAAGACAGCGACUCAGAAGUUUCCCAGAACCACAGCCCACACCGGGAGAGUUUGUCCGAAAACAACCCAGCCCAAAGCUGCCCGACCCAGAAGUCAUCCAGUUCUGUGUCUCCAUCUUCAAAUGCUCCAGGCUCCUGCUCCCCAGAUGGAGUUGACCAGCAGUUCUUAGAAGACUUCCACAAGGUGACCAUAGGGGGAUCCAUCGAGGACGCCAGCCAGUACUACUGUGAUAAGAAUGAUGACGGAGAUGGUUACCUAGUCCUGAUCCGGAUCACACCAGAUGAAGACGGAAGAUUUGGAUUUAACCUGAAGGGAGGAGUGGAUCAAAAGAUGCCGCUUGUGGUCUCAAGGAUAAACCCAGAGUCGCCUGCAGAUACCUGCAUGCCUAAGCUGAAUGAAGGGGAUCAGAUCGUCUUGAUCAAUGGCCGGGACAUCUCAGAGCACACUCACGACCAGGUGGUGAUGUUCAUCAAAGCAAGCCGGGAGUCCCACUCGAGAGAACUGGCCCUGGUGAUCCGGAGGAAAGCUGUGCGCACGCUGGCGAUCAGAUCGGAGGAGGAUGAUCUGAGUCAGCUUUUCCCAGAAGCCAUGUUUCCUGCGUGUCCUGAGGGUGGGGACAGCCUAGAGGGAUCCAUGGAGCUGCUAAAAAAAGGUCUGGAAAGCGGUACAGUGUUGAUCCAGUUUGAGCAACUCUACAGAAAGAAGCCCGGCUUAGCAGUCACAUUUGCAAAGCUGCCUCAGAAUUUGGAUAAAAACCGAUACAAAGACGUGUUGCCUUAUGACACCACCCGGGUAUUAUUGCAGGGAAAUGAAGAUUAUAUUAAUGCCAGUUAUGUGAACAUGGAGAUUCCCGCCGCUAACCUUGUGAACAAGUACAUUGCCACUCAGGGACCGCUGCCACACACCUGUGCACAGUUUUGGCAAGUUGUCUGGGAUCAGAAGUUGUCUCUUGUUGUCAUGCUGACGACUCUCACAGAGCGAGGGCGGACCAAAUGUCACCAGUACUGGCCGGAUCCCCCUGACAUCAUGGACCACGGCAUCUUUCACAUCCAGUGUCAGGCAGAGGACUGUACCAUUGCUUACGUGUCCCGAGAAAUGCUAGUUACAAACACGGAGACCGGGGAAGAACACACAGUGACCCAUCUCCAGUAUGUUGCGUGGCCUGACCAUGGCGUACCUGAUGACUCGUCAGACUUCCUGGAGUUUGUGAAGUAUGUGCGGUCCCUGAGGGUAGACGGCGAGCCUGCCCUGGUUCACUGCAGUGCUGGAAUAGGUCGGACAGGUGUGUUAGUCACUAUGGAGACAGCCAUGUGCUUAAUUGAGAGGAACCUGCCUGUUUACCCACUGGAUAUUGUCCGGAAAAUGAGAGACCAGCGCGCCAUGAUGGUGCAGACAUCAAGCCAAUACAAGUUUGUGUGUGAAGCGAUUCUUCGAGUGUAUGAAGAAGGCUUAGUCCAGAGGCUGGAUCCCAGUUAAGGACAACUGUGAAGUGGUCAUUCCUCCUUCCCUAGGGCGACUUCCUGAAGAAGGGGACACACAUUCCCCUGGAGGCCCCCCCAGAGAUGCCGGUCACUGUGGGAAAGGGAUGAGCUUAUCUGAACCCAGGCACUUUAAAUUUCUGUGGAAAAGAUACCCUGUACAUAAGAACUGAUGGUGUAGAUAUGCAUGCAGCUAUGACUCCUUUGGGCCCAGAGAUAAGCAACAGGGGAUCUUCAGUUAGGAACUGUGUUUCUCCCUACAUAUCACCGUCCCCUGUCAUCCAUCCAUGAGCAAUGAGAGGGGACACCAGCAGUGCCCUCCCGCCAGAAGCCAGACAAUGUGGCUCCUUGUAGUUGCUCAGGUGUUUUGUGUGUUGUUCUGUGUGGGACUCCAAGGGCUGGACUUCCUUGGCAAUUGGUGUCCAUUAGCCCUGACACCAGGGAAAACUCAAUGAAUGUACCACAGGCAGGGCACAGGAGACUUCAGGCUGGAGGAUGAACAAGACCUAUUCUGCCCUCCCUCCUUUCCUCCCUCCCUCCCUCUGCCUCAUCGAUACCCCUUCUACGAUCCAAAGCACCCCAUUUCCCCACCCCAAAUUCCUUUUCUUCAGGAUCACGCCCAGUGCCUGAACCAGUUUCAUGAUGUAUGUUCAGGUGAAUUCUCAGCUGAGACUGGGAACUAGACUCUGCAUAAUGCUGAGUCUCGGCUUUGGAGGCAGGCAAGCCUCUGCUCACCCUUACUGUAUACUCGGACACCAUGACUGGAUUCUCCGACUACUGAAUCUCUGGAUUGCUGCUACUUCAAGCUCUCACACUUGAAACAAGACGAUUUUCUUGGGGGCGGGAAGGGGGGGAAAUGAUAGCAUCCAAAUAUUCAGAAUGUUGGACCCUUCUGAGAAAUGACCUUCUAGUAAGUGACCACGAGAAACACUGCUUCUCAAUCAAGGGUGGUGUGUGUGUGUGUGUGUGUGUGUGUGUGUGUGUUUCUGUCUGCCUGUCUGUCUGUCUUUGUGUCUCUGUGUAUAUGUGCGUGUCUGUGGGUUGGUGACUUUCUCAGGAUUCCUAACUUGAUUCAAAUUACUGUUGAGUUUGUGUAAAGAAUUCAUCUCUGUACAGAAGAACAAAUGCGUUCAUUCACCCUAGGUUACAAUGGUCUCCAUUUCAUUUCAGAGGAGAGAAUCAGACUAUCUGAAUAUAAACAAAUUUGAUGUUAAUUUAUUCUAAGUACUCUGGGAUUUUGAUUGUCCUAAAGAAUUCUGCUCUGUGAAUACCAUGUUAAUUUUUUUUAAAUUGUGGCAGGAUUGUAGCGAAUUAUUAUUUAAGGAAAAUAAAUUACACGAAUGCUUUAAGGUGGUAUUUUAAAUAGCCGUUUUUAUGUAUCGAAAAGAAAGUCAGCAGGUUUCUUAAGGGUAUUAUGGGAAAAGGAUACUUUGAUGUUAUCAUGUAUUAGACAAAGCUACAUAGAUCCUUAGCAGAUACUGGACCAAUUAAAGCGUUUCCUCGUUGCAAGAUGGGUAAGGACCUGUACAAAGGAUCCCACUUUUUUGUUUUGUUUUGUUUUGUUUUUUGUUUUGGUUUUUUCGAGACAGGGUUUCUCUGUAUAGCUCUAGCUGUCCUGGAACUCACUCUGUAGACCAGGCUGCCCUCGAACUCAGAAAUCCUCCUGCCUCUGCCUCCCAAGUGCUGGGAUUAAAGGCAUGCGCCACCUCCGCCCAGCUAGGAUCCCAUGUUUUUAAAGGUUCUUUAUCUGCAGGCUCAGUUUAUCUGGCUACUUCCUUCCUGCCUGCCUUUUACCCACAUAUCUUAGUAGUGCUCAAUGACAUGAGUGAAAAGUGCACUGCUCAGUGCCUGGUAUACUGAGAAAGUGGAAUUUGGUUCUCUAUGCUGCUCAGCAUCAGGUAGCCCUAAGCCUAGGAACCUGAGAUCUGUGCCUCUUUCCAUCUGUGUAAAAUAAAGAGAAACAACACUUGGAACUUGGGAACAGAAUUAGCUCACACUAUAGAAGCUAAUUUUCAGCCUCUGGAAUGUAUAAGCCAAUGAAUUGCCGCUGAAGACCUAGGAAGGUUGACGUCUUUGGUUGCCCCCAAGUGCAUCGGUUCUCAUAGAACAGUUUUGUUGAGGGGCAAAGCACAGAGGACUGAUACCUUUAUUCAAGCUGGAUUCUGAGAACGUCCUCAAUAAAGCACCAAGGAGAGGAGGAAUAGAGAGUCCUGAGUGCAUUUCAGUGGCACCAGGCUGUUUAACAAACCGUCGUUGUUUGAUAGAAAUGUUUAUCUCCGCCCUGUGUGCAAAGAAAGCACUUGCAGAGUCUAAAUGUCCUUGGAGACUGUUUUAUUAUUUUUCUGGAAACAAGUUGUUGAGUGUGGUCGUGAAAAUGCUGCUGUUACACUUACAUAAUAUUAUUCUGGGAGGCUUGGAAAAAGCUGCAGCUGGCCUCUCUCUGCCAUUGUAUAUGGCCAGCAGUGCAGACACAGCCGUCGUUGCCAGAAACAGAGUCCGUGGGAUCUUGGGAAGGACAAAACAAGAAAGUGACCCCCAAAGAGCAGAGUGCCCAAGUGAACUGGGUCAAUAUUACCGAUUAAAAACCAAAGCUCUGAGCUCUUGUUUCCCUGAAUUCCCCACGUCCACAGUUGGUUUGAAGAAGCUAUGUUUCAUCGGAAGAAUUGCAUCAGAAUCAGGCUAAAUAUUUUGCCUGGGAAAUUUGGCUGGUUGUGAAUGAGGAAGAUAUUUAUAUCCUACCUUCCCAGAGAACAGAUUAGAUGCCCCAAUGUACUUCCUUCAUCUGGUGGGUUCCCUGCUGGUACCACUGUAGAACCCACACAUGGUGUGUUCAUUUUCCAGAGAGUAAAAUUAAGUGAAGUUUGUUGAGGGGUAGGGAGGCAGGGUGGAUGGACCUCAAAGGUUGUAGCGGUACUUUUAGUUUCUUCCCAGGGUCCCAUGGGACUUAAAUAUGCUCUGAGGCUUGUGUAGGUUCUCUCAUUGCUGUUCCUGGUUGGCCCUCUCCCCUCCCUUCUGCACGACCUUUAUCCUUAAAAACUACCAUUUUCAGGGGGGAGUAAAUAGCUUCUUCAUUCUCCCAAGGCAAUAGAGAGGCUCAUCAGCAGGGGAAAAUUGGUGAGACUUAGUCCAGACCUGGGCUCUACCCUCAGCCCUCAGCCACUUUCUGUUUGCUUAUGUUGGAAAGCACUGGUGACUGACUGGACUAGAUGAGCUCACAGUUAGAUUUUAGGGAAACAGAAUUUAACCUUAAUCAAGUCUGAAGAGCUGACACAGAGAAACCCGGGGUCUGUGACUUGUCCCCAAGGGGUUGGUUGUCUCAGCCCUUAUCACUGUGGAAUUACAAAGAUAAAGAUCACCACCCUCCUGGUUCGUACCUGUCAUCCUAGAGCCGACCUAGAAAAGACAGCUGGGUCCCUUGUGACCUCAGCCUGAGCAAUCAAACCUUGAAGACUGAUGAUAGCUAAUGUUGAUUUCUUGAUAGCUCUCUGACCACCAGAGCAACCACAGGAUUGUGCUAAGCCAUAUUUUGUAAAGUUACCUUUAGUCGAUCAGCAAUAUGUUUUCCUGUAACUUUGGAAUGUUUUCUCAUUCUGACUUGUUGUCAGGGACUCAUUCUGACUUGUUGUCAGGGACUCUGCUGAAAAACAACCCGAUCAAUAUAAAAGCGUUCAAGCUAUGCAACACUA
Messenger RNA from Mastomys coucha (southern multimammate mouse), 6732 nucleotides. It is a transcript of the gene Ptpn3, whose product is annotated as protein tyrosine phosphatase non-receptor type 3. The coding region runs from base 237 to 3044 and encodes 935 amino acids. Gene Ontology annotation, biological process: protein dephosphorylation. Gene Ontology annotation, cellular component: cytoskeleton; cytoplasmic side of plasma membrane; cytoplasm. The record is from RefSeq and is a predicted model, not a curated record. NCBI's taxonomy places the organism in Eukaryota, Metazoa, Chordata, Mammalia, Rodentia, Muridae. The transcript has 26 exons. Gene Ontology annotation, molecular function: protein tyrosine phosphatase activity; cytoskeletal protein binding.